Topomyia yanbarensis is the source of this 1832-nucleotide messenger RNA. Its product is annotated as TNF receptor-associated factor 5-like. The record is from RefSeq and is a predicted model, not a curated record. Gene Ontology annotation, cellular component: plasma membrane signaling receptor complex; cytoplasmic side of plasma membrane. Lineage: Eukaryota; Metazoa; Arthropoda; Insecta; Diptera; Culicidae. Gene Ontology annotation, biological process: regulation of canonical NF-kappaB signal transduction; tumor necrosis factor-mediated signaling pathway; protein K63-linked ubiquitination. Gene Ontology annotation, molecular function: ubiquitin protein ligase binding; tumor necrosis factor receptor binding. The transcript is spliced from 5 exons. Bases 138 to 1715 code for a protein of 525 amino acids.
CACACUACCAUCAACAGCAAUUAAUUAGUUCCCAGAUCUAGUAGUCUGUUCGAACGGGAAGGAAUGUGAACUGUAACCGGGUCGGAUUCCAUUCAAAUUAUCCAAAACUACGUCGGGAACUGCCGCGGAGCGAAAGGAUGGCAUCUACUAGAACCAAGGUCAAGUUUAACAAAACGUCCUGCUAUUUCUGCAACGAAUGGUUCGAAAACGAUGAAAUUGAGACUCAUCUAACCAUCUGCGGCCAGGAGCUGGAGCAGUGCCCCAACAACUGUGGAGCCCGUGUUGCCAAGCGGGACAUGGACCGACACCUGAAUCGCUGCCCGGAAGGGUUUGGCGAAGAACCUCGUGUGAAUGGACUGGGCGGUGACGGAGGCGGCGACGGCGCAGACACUCCCAGCUUCGAGCGGGAAAAGAUUCACGAGUUGGAGCGGGAAAUUUUUGCUCUUCGUGGAACCCUGAAUGAAGAGAUUCGUCAACGGUUGACCCUCAUCACCGAUAUCGGUCAGUUGAAGAAACGGGCCCAGCUGGCAGAUGAGUGGACCGGUAAGGUGGGGGAUGUGCUGAACGCUCUGAAGAAGUGUAUCAACGAGGAAACGGAAAGUCGCUGUGUGGAUAUCGAAAGGUGUAAGAUGGAUAUUAAUGGGCUGCUGAAACAGUACAAGGAAAUAGAAAAGUGGCGGUUGGAACUUACCACACGAUUCAACAAAAUCGAGGAAGGGGUUGGAAAAGACCGACAAUCACAUCAGCCAGCGGCGGAUGGUGGAAAAACCAAAGAUGCGAAAAUGGUGCUGAUUGAAAGUCGCUUAAACCAUGUUCAAUCGCAGUUGGAAAAUCUUGCACUCAAACAAGCACCGACCGGUGAGCAGCGGAUGCAGUCGGAUGGAAAUAUCGUCGCUGACCACCAGGCACGGGCUGCCAUCGAAGAGAUAGAGAACAAGCUGCAGACAGUCGAUAUGGUUCUCGAGGAUCAUCACAAUUCGAUUCGUAUCUUCCAGCAGGACAUCAAACAGCAGAUAUUCGAACUACGUGGCGAAUCGGACCCGAUGCGACUGGUCAUCCAGGAGAUGCUGGACAAACAGGCCAAACUGGACUACGAACUGAAGGGGGUAUUGAACACGGUCAACGAGACGGAGGACACCAGCGAUCGUACACAGAAAACGCUGGAAAAGUACCGUCGCGAAACGUACUACACGAAGCAGUGUCUAGACGAUCUGCAGACACACCUUCAGCAUCAGGAGAAGCUUGUGGUAAUCCAGAACACGGACGGCUGUCUGAUCUGGCGGAUUGAUCAGUUCGAUAAGCGAUUUAAGGAAUCACAGGAGACGGAGGUGAUGCUGAAGAGUCCGUUGUUUUGCAAUAAACCGUUCGGGUAUACAUUGAGGCUGGAGGCAAGCCUGAACGGCAUCGGUACCUGGCGGGGGCGCAACCUGAUCGUGGGUCUCAUCGUGGUUUCUGGCUACUACGACAAUUUGCUGGAGUGGCCUUGUACCAUCGUUGGUACCGUGACGCUGCGGGAUCAGCCGCCGCCAGCGUCGCAGGCGUCGACGACGGAUCGUAGAUCGAAAGAUUUUAGUAAAACAAUCCUAGCUCGCCGGAAGCAUCAAAACUAUGAGAAAAAUCAGUACAUUCACAUACCGCAUCAGGUGCUGCGGUCCGAGCACUACAUUAGGGAUGAUGCUAUUUUUCUGGAGGUUCGGAUCGACCGGGAGAUAUAGUAAAUAAGGGUGAGGCGGGCGAAUGGGUUGCGUUUCAUAGUUCAAUUUAUUUUUUUCAAUGUGUUUUUCUUGUCUGUGUAGAUGUGUUCGUGUAUGUUAAAAUGUUGAAUAUCUUAG